CUGCUGUCAUGGAGUCCCAGAGCCUCCUCCCACCCGCGCGGACCCGUCUAUGUGGCUGCUCCUAGGGAAGCGUGGCGUGGAGCUCCUGGUCCUCGGGGGUGGCCGCGGCAGGUGGGGAUGGGGUGCUGGGAUGCUGAGGCCGCGGGGCUCCGCCCCGUCUGCUGUGCGCAAAUUGCGGGAGCCUUCCCAGCCGCUGGCCCCGGCGUCCUCUUCCCCCUUCCCCAUGCGCGGUGGUACGCUCCGGCCCGCUUGGCCCCGCUGCAGUGGAUGCUGCUAGAACCCACGCGGAGGAAGGAAGACACGCAGGCAGGCUGCGGUGACCCAAGCAGCUGUUCCUGCCUCAGGGACCCCUUCCCUGCGAGAGGACACCAUGACCCAGGGAAAGCUCUCCGUGGCUAACAAGGCCCCUGGGACAGAGGGGCAGCAGCAGGAAAAUGGUGAGAAGAAAGAAUCUCCAGCAGUACCCUCAGCACCGCCCUCCUAUGAGGAGGCCACCUCCGGGGAGAGGAUGAAGGCAGGGCCCUUUCCGCCGGCUCCCUCUGCUGUGCCGCUCCACCCAAGCUGGGCUUAUGUGGACCCUAGCAACUAUGAGAGCCGGUUUCCUGGAGACCAUGAACUCUUCACCACCUUCAGCUGGGACGACCAGAGAGUUCGCAGAGUCUUCAUCAGAAAGGUUUAUAGCAUCCUGCUGCUGCAGUUACUCAUCACCUUCGGUGUUGUGGCUCUCUUUACAUUCUGUGACCCUGUUAAGGACUAUGUCCAGGCCAACCCAGGCUGGUACUGGGCAUCCUAUGCUGUGUUCUUUGUCACCUACAUGACACUGGCCUGCUGUUCUGGACCCAGGAGGCACUUCCCAUGGAACCUGAUUCUCCUGACCAUCUUUACCCUGUCCAUGGCAUACCUCACAGGGAUGCUGUCCAGUUACUACAACACCAAGUCUGUGCUGCUCUGCCUGGGCAUCACUGCCCUUGUCUGCCUCUCAGUCACCCUCUUCAGCUUCCAGACCAAGUUUGACUUCACCUCAUGCCAAGGGGUGCUCUUCGUGCUACUCAUGACGCUUUUCUUCAGCGGCCUCAUCCUGUCCAUCCUUCUGCCCUUCCAAUAUGUGCCCUGGCUCCAUGCAGUGUAUGCUGUACUGGGAGCUGGCGUGUUCACAUUGUUCUUGGCAUUUGACACCCAGUUGCUGAUGGGCAACCGCCGCCACUCACUGAGCCCUGAGGAGUACAUUUUUGGAGCCCUCAACAUUUAUCUGGAUAUCAUCUAUAUCUUCACCUUCUUCCUACAGCUCUUUGGCACCAACCGGGACUGAGGCGCCCUCCCAUGUUUCCUCCUCCCUUCAGAGAAUGCCCCUUGCUGGUUCGUGGAUCCCCUGGCCCCUGCAAGCCCACAGAUAAACUAGCUGCUGCCCAGCCUGUGGCUGCCUGCACCUCCCCUUAGCCCCACCCCAUCCUCAGCCAUGAGGGGCCAAAGGUCACACCAGCUUUGGCUGCCCUGCCUGUACGUAGCCCCAUACUCUAGAACAGGAAGGCAGAGGCCCUUCUGGGUCAGAGGACCUCAGGAAUGAGUGGAAGGGGCCCCACAGGAUCUCACAUGUGGAAAAAAAAACCAAGAUACCUGGCUGAGACAUGCCCCUGACCCAUGAUUCCUCCUAUGACUGUCACUGUUAUGGCACCUUAGGACAUGCCACAGGUUCUCCAGUGCACACCACAUUCCCUCCAGGGCAAGCAUUGACAGUCUGAGGAAGGGGACUAAGGGUUCCUCAGGGUGAGGGGAGGCUGCUCAGACCUCAAUGGCUUGUUCUCAGCAUGGGACCUCCCCAGGGCCCAUGGAGAGCAGGGAGAAGUGCCAUCAGCACUGGACUCAGUUUACCCUUCUGAGUCAUGACUUGAGCUUGUUGUGGCAGAAGGUGGGGGCUGGAGAACCCUGCUCCUAUGUAGGGACUGCUGUCCUCUGGCUUCAAGGCUAGAGAGCAAGGCUGUACUUUGACUUUCAUUUGAAGGAGCCCACAGCUAGGCUCAGGGCAGAGAUGCAACCUCUAACUUCACAGGCCUGUGCCUUGGAUGGCGGAUGUUCCCCAACCAGGAGGGUCAUUGGAGCUGAGCCAGCCCCACUUCUAGGGAAUCCUGCCUGCCAGCCACCUUCCCCAGGCCUUUCUGCAUGUUUCCUGAGCCCUCCCCCACCUGCAGCCAUUAGCUGACUGCUCCCCAGCUGGUGUCCUGGGCCCCAGUUGGUAUUUCCCCUGGCCCUUUCUCUGGCUGCUCGGUAGCUCAGCUCAGAGUCCUGCACCCCCUCCACUCCUUAUCACCUAAUCAGUUCAAUUUGGAGGCUGCCCAGCUGAUGCUAACAGCCAGGGCCAAUGCUUCCAGCUGCUCCAUGUGAUGAGGUCCAGCCUCCUUAUCAGCCUCCAGGCAGCUGAGAUCUCAGGCCAGGUAUGUCAGCCACGCAGCCACUGCAGGCCCCAGCCAGAGUCGGGAGGGGAUCAGGGGCCACACCUGGGGAGCAUGCAGCCAGUACCUUCUUGAAGCCAGCUCAGGGCUAGUGGAAAGUUACUGGAUGCAAACAGAGAAUACCCAGAACCUCCCGGGGCCUCUCCCCAGGGCUGUGACCCUCCCAUUGCUGGAGGUGCUGCCUCCUUCUGUCAUUCAUCUUCUCUCCUCUGCUCCACCCUUCCUAUUUCCAGCUUUGAAAAAAUAUUGCAGAAGCUCUG
This is a messenger RNA of Suncus etruscus (white-toothed pygmy shrew), 2707 nucleotides long. It is a transcript of the gene FAIM2, whose product is annotated as Fas apoptotic inhibitory molecule 2. Bases 371 to 1309 code for a protein of 312 amino acids. Lineage: Eukaryota; Metazoa; Chordata; Mammalia; Eulipotyphla; Soricidae. Gene Ontology annotation, cellular component: membrane; endoplasmic reticulum; Golgi apparatus. The transcript has 12 exons. Gene Ontology annotation, biological process: negative regulation of apoptotic signaling pathway. The record is from RefSeq and is a predicted model, not a curated record.